AUGGCUGAUAAAGAGAAUCCUAUAGUUUUUUUUGACAUCUCCAUCGGUGGUCAACCGGCUGGUCGCAUGAAAAUGGAACUUUUUGCGGACGUGGUUCCAAAAACGGCCGAAAAUUUUAGACAGUUUUGCACAGGUGAAUAUAAGAAAAACGGUGUUCCUCAAGGGUACAAGUCAGCGACUUUUCAUAGGGUUAUCAAAGACUUUAUGGUUCAAGGUGGAGACUUCGUAAAGGGCGAUGGAACAGGUUCGAGUAGCAUAUAUGGGGAAAAGUUUCUGGACGAAAAUUUUGACAUCAAACACACAGGUCCUGGACUGCUUUCAAUGGCAAAUAGCGGUCAAAAUACAAACGGAUGUCAGUUUUUCAUUACGUGCGCCAAGUGUGAUUUUUUGGAUGGAAAACAUGUCGUCUUUGGAAAACUCAUUGAUGGAUUAUUGACACUAAGAAAAAUUGAAAAUGUUUCCACGGGACCUGGGAACAGACCAAAAUUGCCAGUGGUCAUUACCGAAUGUGGACAGUAUUAG
Acaulospora morrowiae is the source of this 522-nucleotide messenger RNA. The record is from the annotation of a GenBank genome assembly. NCBI's taxonomy places the organism in Eukaryota, Fungi, Glomeromycota, Glomeromycetes, Diversisporales, Acaulosporaceae.